ACAUCGUUGGUCGAUGGUCUUGAUCCGAAAUCCGCGAUAACGUGUUGGACUUGAACACUAGAUAUAUGCACCUUUGAAUUUCAAGUAGAAAUAGCUGUACGUGAUCCUCACGUGCGUGUCGUGCCAACGAUAAGUCUUUGUCUUAUCGGCUGACCGACUUUAGAUGUGAAUGUACGUACAUCGUUUCUAUACAUUCCCAGAUUCGUUUGACGACAACUGUAUUAACGAUCGUGCUGCUGUCCGACGUUUUAUUCUUCGGAUUUUUUCUCACGCACUGUUCUUAAUUACUGUGUUGUGUGUACACAAGCUUAAGGGCAACAAAAUGAGGGACUUAUUCUAUUGCAUUUUGGUGACAGUUUCACUAAUUCAAGUAAACGCACGGGUGCAGCAAACAUUCUAUCGGUCGUACAAAUGCCAGGAUCAUAAAUGCUCCAGGACUCUACGUCCGCUUGCGGAACCUCCGCGUAUUGGGAAUUCUUUGGAAAUUCUCGAGGAACAUUCGACUUUGGCCGCCUGCAGACUUAUCUGCGAUUCUUUUGCCGCCCUCUGGCCGAUUCCGACAGGCGUUACCACCCUUGGGAAUAAAUACACGGAAAUCCAUCCCUCCCAAUUCAAAUUCGUGACCAUGGCCAUCCCAGAAGGAGCAAAGAGCUUUGUCAACGAAAUUACCGGGAUUUUUGUGGAGAACCUUCAGAGCUUUUGCAGCAGAGAAUACUUAGCUAAGAAUGGCACCUCGAUCACGGUCGUUCUCAAUGUCAAUUCUUCGGACCUCACUCUUGAUUGGCUUACCAAUGAAUCGUACUCCUUGGAUUUGCACUUCGACGAUUCAGGUACCAAAGGCAUGGCCAAGCUCAUAGCUCAAACUGUCUACGGACUGAGACACGGGUUAGAAACAUUGCUACAACUAACAGCACCAGUUAUAAAGCACGGAGGCAUUCGAGCUCUGGCUAUCCUCACCUCGGCGAACAUAAGAGAUGCUCCAGCGUUUGUGCACAGAGGACUAUCGUUGGAUACUUCCCGGAACUUUGUGACGGUUCCUGAAAUCCUCAGAACGAUCGACGGUCUUUCAUCCUGCAAAAUGAACGUUUUACACUGGCACGUGACCGACUCCCAGAGCUUUCCUCUCGAGAUAAAACGAGUUCCUACCAUGACGCAAUACGGUGCCUACAGUCAAGCACAGAUUUACACAACUGAGAACGUCAAGUUGAUAUUGAAAUACGGGAAGGCGAGAGGCGUCAGAGUGAUCCCGGAGCUUGACAUGCCAGCGCACAGUGGAGCAGGAUGGGAAUGGGGUGAAGAAGCUGGCCUCGGUCGACUGGGAGUUUGCAUAGACUCGCAGCCUUGGCAAGAGUUCUGCAUUCAGCCACCCUGUGGCCAACUCAACCCGACAAACGCCAACCUCUACGGUGUCCUCCGAGAAAUUUAUAAGGACAUUAUAGAACUUUGGGGCCCCAAUGAGGUCUUCCACAUGGGAGGAGACGAGGUUUUCAUACCAUGCUGGAACGCGACGAAAGAAAUUACAGACGCGAUGGUUAGUCGAGGCCUAGGUCAAGAGGUUCACGACUUUUUGCAGCUCUGGUCCGAAUUCCAAGCAUCCUUACUGAACAUCGUCAACGAGGAGAGAGGCAAGGCAGGUGGUCGAAACGCAAGCACGAUACUUUGGUCCUCAUACCUCACCAGUCCAGAAGUGAUUGAAAAAUAUUUGGACAAAAACCGAUAUGUUGUUCAAACCUGGGUCGAAUCUUCGUCUCCGAUACCCCACCAGCUCCUUAGUUUAGGAUACCGGAUCAUCGUCAGCACAAAGAACACUUGGUACCUUGACCACGGCUUUUGGGGUGAUACCAAGUACCACACAUGGCGGGACGUAUACAAUAAUCAUAUACCCAAAACGGACAAAGUUUUGGGUGGCGAAGUAGCAUCCUGGGGAGAAUACGUCGAUAGCAGAUCUCUGGAUCCAAGACUUUGGCCACGCACAGCUGCAGCCGCGGAACGACUUUGGAGCAAUCCACUCUUCAUGUCAACCGCCAAAGCAGAGCCCAGACUUCACGGACAUAGAGACCGUCUGACGAUUCGAGGUAUUAAUUCGGAUGCCAUGGCACCCGAAUGGUGCGCGCAGCACGAUGCACAGUGCCAGUGAAAAAUGAGUACGAACUAUGAUGCAAAUAAAGUCGAUGAUGAAUAUUGGAAUCUAAAAUGUGGGCGUGGCGCGAGCGAAUAUGGCGUCGCACUGGGCAAUCAGCUGAUUGUUUCAAUCCCAGUUUGAGCUGAAUUACACGAAUAUUGAUUGACAGACAACUCCGUGCUAACAGUUGCACUUCUGUUAUGUCAUAUUGAUUUGGUAAAGAGUGAUAUAUGUAUAUAUGCGUUGUGAAAUGUCUUACUAUCAAAUUCACUCUGGUUUGCCGUAAAUCGAGUUUCUGUCGCCAGAUGGCGUCUUUAA
Messenger RNA from Diprion similis, 2440 nucleotides. Its product is annotated as chitooligosaccharidolytic beta-N-acetylglucosaminidase. Bases 170 to 2137 code for a protein of 655 amino acids. The record is from RefSeq and is a predicted model, not a curated record. Gene Ontology annotation, biological process: glycosaminoglycan metabolic process; carbohydrate metabolic process; ganglioside catabolic process. NCBI's taxonomy places the organism in Eukaryota, Metazoa, Arthropoda, Insecta, Hymenoptera, Diprionidae. Gene Ontology annotation, molecular function: beta-N-acetylhexosaminidase activity. The transcript has 8 exons. Gene Ontology annotation, cellular component: membrane.